AGCGCGGAUCCACAGGAACCAAGCCCCAACAGGGACCUAAGACACCUCGGAUCCCGUGCAGGCGACGCACGACCAUGGCUGCUACCGCUGACGACAAUGCACAAGCCAGGCCCAAGAGGCCGGUUACCCCUCCUAUACUAGUUCAACAGGCAGGUGAAGCACUACUAGCUUUUCUCAAACGCCUCCAGUUUUACUUGGAGACCACUGCAGCUGAACUAAGCAAGUGGGAGGAGGAGGAAGCUGCCCGCCAGCAGGAAAUCCAACGCCAGCUGGCAGAGGCAGAGGCAGCACGUCAGCAGGCCGCAGCAGAAGCUGCAGCAGCCGCACGGUUGCAACAGCAGCAGGUCGAGGCAAGUCAGAACCAAGUUCGUUACCAAGCUACAAUGGAGCUCGCCAACGAAGAAACCACGUACCGGAGGAUACUUCGACAACAGCACUUGCGAGCAAACGAAGAACAAGAGGAGCCGACCGAGGAAGAGAGAAACAAGGACGCUGCAACAUUUUUGAUGGAGAAUCUGCUGUACACGUGCAAUUGGCAGCAACGUGAAGUGCUGGCCAUGCGAUGCUCAGCGACCGCGUUCAGCAACGACCGGCCGUUGUUGCCAAGGAAUGGAAGAUGCCAAACUUCAAGACCGAUCCGUUGCAAUGGUGGAUGGCUUUCAACGCGGAGGCUUGACGCACUUUACCUCCAACUCAUUGGAGCGGCGCAGGCUUUCAUGACACACAUGGCCGUCACGUUGGAAUGCACCAUCGCCACCCUCCACACCAAGAUUACGUGGGAGGAAUUCAAGAAGAAGUGGAAGACCCAGUUCAUGGUCAACAACGACAAGCGUCACGUCUUGAACAAGAUCUUCCGCAUGUUUCAAGGCCAGCAACCUUCACGGGAGUGGCUGACGGAGUGGCAAAGACUCAUUGCCACCUCGGAGUUGAACUUACCGUUCGACGCAAUCGGGGCCGAAUUUGUCGCUCGGUCUUGCGACGCCUUGACAACUUUUCUGGGCAGCGGAUGCCAGUAUAAGACCUUUGAUGACAUGAUCUCAAAGGCAAGAGAACUAAUCCAAGGUAACUGGCGCGCGGCCAACGAGGCCCGCCAACAGCCCGGUUACGUGGAGAAAGGCAAAGGUCAGACGCCGCAAGUAGCGGCAAUCCAGCAAGGAUCAAGUGAGGACCUCGCAGCCGUUUCAACAUCAAGUGACGGAGAUGUGGCGGCAAUGAUACCACCGCAACGCUCAAGACCCCGAGGGGGAAAACAUAAGCGCAUGCCUCGACAAGGACAAGGAAAAUGUCAAGCGUCCGGGCUCGGGAAACUGAGCACUGGGGGAAGUGCAGCGACAUCACUUCCCAGUCCGUCGGACUCGGCUGCCUUGCUAGCAGUCUCUCUCACGUCCGGGGACACCGCGGCAGUCGCAAGUUCUCGUAUUGAGUUUGAGAACUAUGCUGUCGAGCUGGUCCCACCGUUGAACCAGCCUCUCCACAUGCAAGAUUCAAGCGCAUGCGUGGUAGUUCCGCCGUCGUCCAACGAACCGGUUGCUUCGCCAGCCCUUCUGUGGGAGGAUCCGUCAACUUGGGCGAGUCUUGAGGAACUCGACCCGUUGAUGGUUGAGGACUUCCAAUGGUUGCCUCUUCCCUCCACCGGUUUUUUGCCAACACCGCAUUGCAACGCCUUGAUGGCACAUUUGCGCGAAUACUUGCACGCUGCAGUACCACCUCUGUCGACGGACGGCGGAGUAGCGGUUGUUGACCUUCGUAACUAUCUUGCGAAGUUCGACCGCGAGCACGCAACGCAACGGACAGAAGGCAACUGUCUUCAGCAAACAGAUGCUGGAGGGCCGGGUCAAAGGAAUCCGGCAAUUUGCAAUACUUUUUAUCAAAGUCUUGUUGAUGGCUGUGGACCCUGUCCAGCACCUGGCACGUUUUGGCUGACCUCAAGACCGUGCAGAUGCCGCAUUCCUUUGGAGAUUUAUAUCCAAUAUUUGACACAUUUGACUGCUUUCAAUGUCAUCAACUUUUCAGAUUCAGUGGCCACCAGUCUGAGUAUUAAUGUCAGUCAAAUUGUGAAUGUAAAUCGGACGGACGAGGGUUCCCAACCGAUGGUCAGAUUGUGGAUUGUGCCAAUUAAAGGUGAUGCUCUGAAGGAUGCUGAAGUUGUGAAAUACAUUGACCAAUUUAAUAAAAGCAUGGUGAAAACGGAUCCUCCUGCCUACAGGCUGCUGAAUUCCACACGACCAAAAGACUGGGAGAUGUUUCCAUCGACAGGGAGGACGAAUGUAGUGCUCGAUUGGCGCAAGCGUCUCGACAUCGCAAUCGGAACAGCUGAUGGACUCACCUAUCUUCACAACCAUGCGGACCCUCCGAUUAUUCACAGGGAUAUUAAACCUAGCAACAUUCUCCUGGAUGACAACAUGAUUGCAAAGCUUGGUGAUUUUGGCAUAUCGAGAAUGYUAGACGACCCUGCCGAGUCAGCGGUCUUCACAAGGGUUGCAGGGACACUGGGCUAUUURGAUCCUAUGUAUCAUGAGACCAGGAGCCUUACGGAUAAGAGUGAUGUCUUCAGCUUUGGUGUUGUUCUGCUCGAGUUGGUCAGUGGGAAAGACCCCUCAGGAAGGCGGGGCCCUCUUCCAGGAACGACCAUGGUUGAAUGGGCCGAGAACGAAUACACAAAGGGAGGACUGGAGGCUGUCAUCGAUCCGGCACUCAAAGGUCAGUACCCUUACGACACCAUGUGCCGGAUUGUGGAACUUGGGCUAUGGUGCACACGUCCCACUUGGGAUCAACGUCCUACAAUGAAGGACGUGCUGAAUGCGUUGGAAGUGGCRAAGAAGGUAGCGAACAAGGAGGCSGUUGCRGAGGACGGCCCGACGACUGUGGACGUAUUUGGACGACAUCUCUUCCAGGCAUCUGGCGGAAAGAAGCCUGAGGCAAAGGGCCCUGGAAAUGGUGCACGGCUCUACUCGGAGAACCAGCUCUUAGAGGAUCCAAAUGGAGAGGUCCCAAGUUUCACCAUUGAUAGUAUGCCUCAGAUGACCGCUAACUUAAGAGGGAGGUGAUCAGAACUGCGCUGCAGUUAGACAUCUGGAAUUUUUGGAAUUGUGUACCCUCAGAGAGGAGGCAGAGCAGAGCUCCUGCGCCAGCUGAAAGAAGGGGUCGAGUGUGCUGGCGUGUGCCCUGGAGUGAGCAGAAUUGAACUCAAACGAAAGCGGCAGACAAUAAUCGCCAGCACCUAUGGACUGUGGAAGUGGUAGCUUCACCGCUUGGUGGUAAACCCAGCGCUGCUCAGAGCGCUUGGUGAUGGUAGGGGACCACUAGGGKUACAUAGCAUGCUCAUUGCAUAUGCAUGGUGCCCUGGUGGAGGGAUGGUCUAAUGUGUACCUUGCCGCAAUGGCAGGUGUGUUCAGUAUAUGCAACCCAAGGGACCCUGCACCACAUAUCUUGAACUCAAAACAUCAAGUGGCAUCCUAUUUGUUGUGGUUGGCGGCAUGGCAAUUGAAUUGGARGGGAGAUCAGCGUUCCUGUUCUGUAAUGGAAGCUGAGGACUCCUGGAAUUCUUACGGACAUGAAGAUGGAGUGGGCUGGUGGAUGUCCCCCUUGGGAACAGAGAYGUAACGCACMGGAAAAUUAGAGAGAAUGUUUCAGAAAUUCAGAGAGUUAUUGGGUGUUGCCAUCGUGUGCAUCUUAGCAAGACAGCGAGGACAGGGAAACUGAGAGGGCGGAAAGGAGAGGGGGUGGGAUGAAGGGUGGAUGCAUGUGUGUGUGUGUGUGUGUGUGUGUGUGUGUGUGUGUGUGUGUGUGUGUGUGUGUGUGAGAGAGAGAGAGAGAGGGGGGGAGAGAGAGAGAGAGUAGAUGCCGACUGAAGUGAAUGAGGCUGUCUCUCGGAAUUUUUUUCUUCUUUCCAAGCAACUAAACUUAACAUAAAUGUAAUGACUGGAGCCAUUAUAAAGAUGAAUAAAUUAGCGCUACUUGGUAGAAUACGCUCUUUUAUCAUUAAUUUCAAACCAUCUGCUGAAGGUUGUAAUAACCCAAACAAUCCUACCACAUUCGGACCUUUUCUACGCUGCAUAGAAGCGAAGUCUGUGGGGUAAAUUGGCAUACAUUGCCAUUAAAUUCUUUGCUUCUGAUUUCAUAAACCACCAGUACACCCGGUUCCGGGGGGCCCAGGGGCGCUUCUCUGCGUGCCAAGCUUUGCCGAACUGCGCACUUCUUUUCUUUGUUGGUUGACAUCAGCAGUCAUUGUGGUCUGGUAGGUCCGCAGCGCAAAAUUUUUGGAGUCGGCGACGGAACGUUUUCUGCAAGGCUGGGGCCGUGUUGACGGGCUCAAGUUGUGGUAAGUUGGUGGCUGAUGUUUGUGGAAGCACUGAUCAGGCUAGGCCAGUCGAUAAACAUUUUUAGUAGCUCUUUACUAUUUAUUUCUUGGCCUUAAAAUAUCGAUAAGAUGCGAACUCCUUUUCACCUCACCUUUCACGAGAGGUCGGUGAGAAGCUGUGGGACUGCAGGCMAGACGUUUGGGCGGACGGCAGGCGAGGCAAGGAGUUCAGAGGGCAGGCAAGGAGCUUGGACGGCAGGCAAGUAACCACAAAAUUGCAUGCAGAAGGCGGGUAAACUGAGCCCGGUUCUCAGCAUGUUCUGUUCGGUCACUCCGGGUAGACUGUGAGGACCCGGGCCUCAAUCUUUGUAUUGGUAAUAUCAGCCUUGGGCACUGGGCCCGUUUAAUAUAUAUAAAAAAAAAAAAAAAAAAAAAAAAGGAAGGUCAAGCCAAGUCGGUGGGGACUGCAGGCAAGACGUUCGGGCGGACGGCAGGCGAGGAGUUCGGAUGGCAGGCAAGGAGUUCAGAGGGCAGGCAAGGAGCUUGGACGGCAGGCAAGUAACCACAGAAUUGCAUGCAGAAGGGGGGUAGGAGGGUCAAGCCAAGUCAACAACUGAAGAAAAGGGAAAACUCAAAAACAUUCAUGGACCACUACUCUCUACCAAGUCACUAAAAUAUAUGUGUCAAAAAGCCAAUCAGAUAGGUGGAACUUAUUCAAUCCACCUACGACCACAACCAGCAUGGUUGUUUUCAGCACGAACCGAAGCUUUUCCAGGCCUCAUGCUCCCAUCAGGUUAGGUUAUAGAGUUGCACCACCGUGCUCCAACACCGGCCAGCAUUGCUCCAGUUACGACCCCCAAUGACCAUUGAGACUGUCCCCGCAAACAGCCUCCCAAAUCUCUCUACCAGGCCUCACGCCCCCACUAAGCUAGGUCACAGAGUUGUGCCACCUGGCUCCGGCUCCGGCCAGCGUUGCUCCAACAUUGAUAUUCGAGGGCCAAAGCCGGGUAACGGCCCCGGUAGCUCAAAAAAAAAAAACGGUUGUCCAUCUCAAAGACUACCCAAAGCCAUUUACCAUCACAGUCCCAGAAAUAGUCUUUGAAAACUACUUUCAUUGUCGGCGAGAAAAGAACAGCUGCUCCCCCCUUUGAUCCUCUGGCAGGUGCCCAGAACUGUGCCCCUCUCCACCAGGCAAAUUGUGCAUUUGUCGCUUUUCUAUCUAGCUUGUUUUCUGUAAACAAACGACCAAUGCUCCA
Messenger RNA from Chara braunii, 5556 nucleotides. The record is from the annotation of a GenBank genome assembly. NCBI's taxonomy places the organism in Eukaryota, Viridiplantae, Streptophyta, Charophyceae, Charales, Characeae.